Castor canadensis (American beaver) is the source of this 973-nucleotide messenger RNA. NCBI's taxonomy places the organism in Eukaryota, Metazoa, Chordata, Mammalia, Rodentia, Castoridae. The record is from RefSeq and is a predicted model, not a curated record.
CACCAAAAAGAGAGAAAGAAAAAAAGAAAAAAUAUAGCCCACAAAAUAGAUGAAUAUUUAAGAGAACAUAUGAAUGAUAAAAAUAUCAUCAAAGCUAUAGAACAGCAGCAGCAAGAGGAAGAAGAUGAAAAGAUUAGAAAAUUUAUCAAAGCAAAAAAGCAUCUUUUACAAAUGGGGAGAGAAAAAGAAGCUGAAACACAAAGGUUAAUGGAGGAACGGAGAGAAAGAAUAAAUAACUUCCUGGGUGAACUAAUGAAAGAGAAACUUGGUACUGAAGAUUUAAUUACUGCUAGAGAUAUUGCAGAAGCUGAGGCUGAAUGGGAGAGAAGAGAAAAAGAAAAAAAUGAAAAAACUCAAGCAGAAUUAAAAGCGAUUGCGGAACAUAGAGCCAUUGUGAUGAAAAACAAAGAGGAGGAAGAAAGACAAAGAAAAUUAGAGUCUAAAGAACAAUUGCUGGCUAUCAUGAAAGCAGAUCAGAUUUACCAGGAGCAUGAAAAUGAGAAAAAACUCAAAGCUAAUAAAGAACUCCUAGAAGUUCAAGAUGCCCAUAUUCAACAAAUGGCAAAAAAUAAGUUUAAUGCAAAAGAAGCAAAACAAGAAGAACUGGAUUAUUGGAGACAUACUGAAAUGCUCGCAGCUGAAAAGGAGAAAGAAUUUCAGAAUUAUGCCAGAGAAGUAAUUAAAUUUGAAUCUGAAUCAGGAAAUAAACAUAUCUAUCCUCUCGUAAAAGCUGCACAGAAAGGACCUGGAGGUGGCCGUGGGCCAGCCUUUGUGGACAGAAGUGGGGUGAAGCCCAGCUACCAGGCAAAUGAUAGCACUGGGGGUCAGCUUCCUUUCUAUAACCCUCAGAGGGUGAGAUACAACGAUUUUCAGAAAUCUAAGGGACGGCUAGGCUUUACAUGGUAGAAGAAAAUUUAUUUUAAGACUGACAAAAUUUAUUGUCUCAUAUAUGAGCUACAAAUGUAAAUGGAUU